GCACCACCCGCUGCUGCUUGCCCCUCGUCCUACUGAGCAUAAUCGCGAGCACCCAACUCUAAACGGUCGACCACCGCUCCCCAAAGCAUUCCUCUCAUUCUUUCUUUGAGUCCCUCGAGGAACCUUCACAUCUGAACUUCCAACGUAGUCACUCCACACGCGAUGCAGACGAACCGGAAAAGAGCUCCUUCAAAGACCCCACGAACGGGAGGUGCUGGGUCAAUGAAGCAGAGCCAACAACUUCCCAAAAACUGGCCAACACACAUUCCUUACCUACGGCUACCAAGCUACUCAAAGGUUUUGACUUACGAGGCCAUGAGCGUGUUGGUUCUAGCGAAAGCGGACCUACCGUCUGGCGAGGAAGCUCGCCAGGUAGUCGCUCCUUAUUCGAACGUCAAAAUUACCCCCAUUGGAGAUGAACGUCAUCCCGCUCACGGACAGUACGGCCUGUUUGCAAGUCAAAGCCUGCAACCCGGUGCCUUCAUACUAUCGUACCUGGGAUACGUUCAUGAUCACUCUGAAACUGAUGACAAUUCCGACUACGACUUGUCGCUAGAUCGCGAUCAUGGCCUUUCAGUCGAUGCAUCCCGAAGUGGGAAUGAAGCACGGUUCAUUAAUGACUACAGAGGCGUGUCAAGCGCACCAAAUGCCGAAUUCAAGGAUACUUACAUCGACCUGGGCAAUGGGAAGAUAGAAAAGCGGGUAGGAAUCUUUGUCUUGCGUGUGGGAAAGAGCGGGAAGAACUCCAGAGGAAUCCCGAAAGGUCAAGAGAUCCUCGUCAGUUAUGGGAAGGGCUUCUGGAACGAGCGUACAGCUACGCAGGAAAUGUGACAGUUCGUCGACCGCGCAUACGAUGACUUUGCAGUUCGCAAGCAAAUACGUUCACACUUUUGCCGUCUGCACCACACCCCAACCACAUCGCACGCUUUACAGAUAUGGAAAUGGGUGGCAAUACAGGACUGGCGAGUGAGGAGCGU
Paraphaeosphaeria sporulosa is the source of this 977-nucleotide messenger RNA. RefSeq lists its product as uncharacterized. The record is from RefSeq and is a predicted model, not a curated record. Gene Ontology annotation, molecular function: protein binding. Bases 163 to 831 code for a protein of 222 amino acids. NCBI's taxonomy places the organism in Eukaryota, Fungi, Ascomycota, Dothideomycetes, Pleosporales, Didymosphaeriaceae. The transcript is spliced from 2 exons.